Molecule: messenger RNA, 1356 nt
Organism: Scedosporium apiospermum
Lineage: Eukaryota; Fungi; Ascomycota; Sordariomycetes; Microascales; Microascaceae
Exons: 2
Coding region: 1-1356 (451 amino acids)
Biological process (GO): polysaccharide biosynthetic process
Cellular component (GO): membrane
Molecular function (GO): acyltransferase activity, transferring groups other than amino-acyl groups
Source: RefSeq, a predicted model, not a curated record
AUGGCUAGUCAUGUGCCCCCGGAUAUAGACGGUCUUCGAGGCAUCGCAGCCUUCGUUGUGGUCUGGCACCACAGCAGUCUUCUCUACUUUUCUUGGGCCAUCCACCAUCCCUGGAACGAGCACGAGACAAAGGUGUUCGUCCAGCUCCCCAUCAUUCGACUCUUCCUCGCAGGUUUACCCGCCGUGUGUAUCUUUUUCGUCAUCUCCGGCUACGCCAUUAGUUUGAGAUUGCUGAAGCUCUCGCAUCUCGGACGGUCCACCGAAUUCGCCCACUCCCUGGCCUCCUCGCUAUUCCGACGCCACCCUCGCUUGUUCAUGCCCGCGACGUUCGUGUUGCUCAUGAGUGCCAUCAUGUCCUAUCUGGGCCUCUUCCCCACCGAAUCGUGGUCCAAGGCCGUUGCGCAGGGCACCCGAGUCCCUCCUCACCCCGACACUUUUUAUGGGCAGCUCUCCGACUGGGCCAAACACAGCAUGUCUUUGGCCUACCCCAUCAGGAAUACCAUCAACAGCCGCGACAUCAACCCCUACGACCCGAACUUGUGGACUCUUCCCGUCGAGUUUGGAACGUCGAUGAUGGUUUUCACCCUGCUCGCCGUCACGCAUAGGUUCCGGCCCUUUGUGCGCAUGGCCUUCAACUUUAUCCUUGUCGCCUAUUUCUUCUACCGAACCGAGACCAACGUCUUCCUCUUCCUCUGUGGCAUGUCCCUGGCCGAUAUUCGCACCUACCUGACUCUCCGAAACGAGGCACGCUCGGAACUCCCGCGCCGCUCCGACGACAUCGACGACGACGACAACGGGAUCCGGCGGAAAAAGCCCAGACGCUACAUCUUCGGUAAUCGAUGGGCCCAGUUCUACCACUCCUCGCUCACCCGACGCAUCGCCGCCAUUUUCGGUGUUCUCUUCUGCAUGUACGCCCUCAGCAUCCCCGAAUUCGGAAAGACCCUGGGCGAAGACCCUUUCUUCAAACCCCUCCUCGGCCUCGUCCCUCACUUCUACCGAGCCACGCACUUUUGGAUCCCUCUGGGCGCCGUCGGCCUCGUCGCCAUCGUCGACUACAACUCGUUCCUGCAGGCCGUGUUCAACAGCCGCGUGGCGCAGUACCUCGGGAAGAUCUCCUUCGCGCUGUAUCUCAUCCACGGACCGUUGAUUUGGAGCUACGGCGCGUGGUUGGCUCCUCAUUUCAUCCCGACGGCGGAAGAUGUGUCGACGGCUCGGUACGGUUUCGGCGUUGCUUUGUGCUAUCUCUUGUGGUGGCCCGUGGCUAUAUACGAGGCCGAUCUUGUCACGAGGCUUGUGGAUGUGAAAUCUGUGGCUUUCGCGAGGUGGGUGUAUAAUAAGCUUAUUGUGAGCUCUUGA